Molecule: messenger RNA, 1227 nt
Organism: Rodentolepis nana
Lineage: Eukaryota; Metazoa; Platyhelminthes; Cestoda; Cyclophyllidea; Hymenolepididae
Source: the annotation of a GenBank genome assembly
AUGCAAAAUUCUUCUGUGCUAGACAUGGAGCUGGCAUCAGAUGCGGGUCUAAAAAGUAGAAACCAUUUCGCACGUGUAACGCUAUUUAGAUACCGACCAACAGGCUGCACAGCUAGAUUCACUGCUACGAGUACUGGUGGUUGCUUGAGAGUCCUUAAAUGCGAUAUGCUUCACAAUCAUCCACCUGAACCUAUCACAGAGGAAUUUCAACAGUCCGUCAUGUCAUCUGAUCCAUCCUCUGAUCAAACCUUAGUUGCAUUUGCCCCGGGCUUUGAUGAUGAAUUUUUCGUGUCAGAUUUAACGAAAGAAUUCCUCAAUAUCUUUGAAAACAGAUUCUUUUACUCUUGUCAAGUGUUGAUGGAUUGUAUGAAUAGGUUCAUGAAGUUAACCGGUUCGAAUUAUGUAAUGAGGAACACUGUUCGAUUACCUAUUGGCCAUCCCCUUGCAGAUCGAUUAGUUUAUCGAUCUAUUGCAUUUGAAUGCUACCGUUAUGGAACUUAUACCAGCUAUGCCACCGUUCGUCGAAAGCAAAAAACAACAAAGAUUGGUUGUCAAUCAAAAAUCUACUUUUGCUGUAAAGAUGAUCAGCUUCAAAUAGGAAAAUAUCAACUCAAACACAACCAUGAAGUCAAUCCUGAUGAUCCCUUCUCGGAGCUAAGGAUUCCUGAUGGGAAAAGUCGGAAGCGAAAAGCGACAUAUGCGUCGAAUAACGUGAAAACUAAGAAAUGUUAUCUACCAGAUAGUUAUUCCGAAGAGUAUAAAGUAAAUGGAUUUUCCGAAAAUGACGAAUGGAUAGACUCAGACCAGUUUCCUCCAAACCUUGCCGCAGAAGUUUCAAUUGAAUCUUCAAAUCGAAGUGUGGAUAAUAUCUUCAAGGAUGCAGUGGGUCGUCAGUUGCUAGAGCGUUCUCUCUCGGAUUUAAAGGCGAUCGCUUGUUCUGUUGGACCUGAUAGAUUUUUCAGCUGUCUGAAUGAUCUCCAAGAACUUGAGAAUAAGUGGAAGUCGGAAUUUUUUGUGAAUAGAGAUGAUGGAGAGAUAAAGGGAAAGUCUCGAAUGGGUGAUUCCGGCGAUUUCCCUUGUGAAGAAAUUGUUGAAAUUCCACCAUCCAGUCUAUCAAUCGUUUAUGCCUCUUCUCCCUCUCGACAUAAUGAUCUCCUAGACAUUCCUCGAGCCUCCAAUCUCGAGGACUCUCCGAAUCGGUCUUGGUACUUUCAUGAAGAUAACUAG